AUGUUGAGCAGUUUGGGAUUCAAAACUGGGAUUAGAGCAACUUACAAUGUUCUGGAUAAUCCAUCCUUUGCCAGCGAGCCAUGGACGAUAUACCCAGCCAAGCACAAGACAAACAACCGAAUAGUUUCCGUUUUCAUAUUUGAUAAACUGAAGUUUGAGUCGCAAGUGCAUCGAAUGUGUCAAAUGUCAUCAUUAGCUGCAAAUAGCAGUCCCAAGAAAGUCAUCAAAGAGUGCUAUGAGUUGGUUAAAUUUGAAGUGAACCAAUUGAGUAAAUUGAGACAUCCCCAGGUAUUGACAACUCUUGAGCCAUUGGAGGAGACAAAGACAAAAUUCCUAUUUGUCACCGAAGCAGUUGUGAGUGAUUUAAAUACAGCCGCUUCAAAAGAUUUGGAUGAGUUGUCGAUUCAAAAAGGGUUGUUGCAGGUGGCCAAGGGACUCCAAUUUAUUCACAACCAGUGCAACAUAAUUCACUUGAAUAUUCGGCCAUCGUCGAUCUUCAUCAACAAUCAAGGUGAUUGGAAGUUGGCAGGUUUUACAUUUCUUAAAAACCUCAACGAGAUUUCUCCUCAAGAACGAGACAAUUUUUAUAUCAUGAAUUCAUCUUCUUUUAUUCCAUUUGCAAAUUUGAAUUUAAGUUUUACGGCACCGGAGUUGAUUGUCGAUGCCCAACCAAAGUUGGAUUUUGCUAACGAUAUUUGGUCGUUCGGAAUGUUGAUUUUCCAUUUAUACAAUUACGAUGAAGGUGUUCUGUUAAUUCACUUGCAAGACACAACCAGUAUUCAAGAUUACAAGCAUCAAUUUCGUAAAUUUGAAUCGAAAUUUUACAGCCACCGAGCUAGCCCUAAUGAGUUGAAAUAUAUUUUGAAGAAAGUACCGGAACAGUUGUACCCCCUUUUUCCUCAACUACUCGCUAGGUAUCCUUACGAUAGGCUAAGAUUGGACCGAUUUAUAGAUUCAGAUUUUUUCAAUGGCACAAUAAUCAAAGCCAUGUGGUUUAUUGACGAGUUUACAACUAAAUCAAUUGAUGAAAAAUUGGUAUUUAUGAGGGGAUUAUUGAAAGUUGAACCGUCAACACAGAGCGCCUUGAUUAGCCGGUUUCCAUCAGCGUUUAGAUCGCUGAAGAUUUUGCCAUUAUUGAUUGGACAGGUUAUAAAUGAGUUGACCGUAUUGGAUGAAACCGUUGCCAUUGACUCCAAUAUCGAUGAGUUGAUUUCAUUGUCUUUAGAGUUGAUCAUGGUUAUUUCAAAAUCGAUGUCGGGGUUGACUUUCCAGGAUAGAGUUUAUAAUGUGUUGUUGAAGGAUAGCUCGUCGCUACUGGAAAAAGUUUAUGACGUUGUUUUCAAAGACGAGGCCAAGAGCAAGAAGUUGAAAACUUUUACCAAACUUAUUAACGCGUCAGUGAAGACCAGAUUAACUUUGAUAAGGAAUUUGAAUGUUUUACAAGAAAAGACGAACGAUAAGCAAUUUAUGAGUUUUAUAAAAGCAAUUUUGGACCUUGUGUUUACACUAGCAUCUAAAGAACAAGAUCAGAAGGAAGUCCAAAUUGAACUACAGGAGACAUUUCUCGAUUACAUACCGAAUUUUGUUGCCAAAAUUGACUUUUCGUACAUGAAAAAUACAUUUUUCCCAUUGUUGAUAAAGAUUCUCCAAGCGACAUCUGUUUUUUCCACCAAGUUGAAAAUCUUGAACACGUUUGAGAAAUUUGUUGAUGCAAAAGCCAUUGAUGCAAUCAUUAUCAAUGAACAGUUUCUCACCGUGACCAAGGCAUUAAAGAACCGAGAGGAGGAGAUUGUGGUUCGGAUACUCAAGUUUUUUGAAAAGAUUGUAUCAAAUGAGGAUAUGCACUUGGAUUUGAAAACUCAGGUUGACUCAAUUAUACCCCAGUGCUAUACAUUUGCCUUUGAGUGCACUGAUUGUGACCAGAAGCAGUUCAGGUCAUUCAUGACUAUCAUAAACAAGAUACAAAAGGAGAUGACAGAAAAGAAGUUGGCCCAGUUACCAGAACGGAACUUGAAUGGUAGAUCUGCAAAUGGCAGUGCGCAAAGGAAUACAGGUACGGCCAAUUUCGAGACAUUAUUGGAAUCUCAAGCCAUCAAGGAACCAGAGAAGCCAGAAAUUGUUCCAAAGAGUCAAGUGAUGCAACCAAUGCGGAAAAGCUCCAGCUCGUCACGUGCAACGUCUACGAAACCUAGCACGUCCACACCUUUGAGACCAAAGACAUCAUCAACGACAUCAAAAUCGACACCUAUAAAUCUAACGCAAAGUACUCCUUUAAGAUUUGGCGCCACUAACAACAACAGCUCCACCGGAUCAUCGAACUUGUUUGAUGGUUUGAAGAGUACAUUUGAUCGGGCUGGGCCAGCGUACCAUGACGAUGUAGCUGACGACGAUUUUGACGAUUUCCAACUGGCGAACAUAGCCAACAACAAACUCAAUUCGAGUAAGAAGACGAACUGGGUAUCAGAAGCCAGUAAAAUGAAGAGUUUACCUACCACCCCUUCAAGUUCAUAUAAUAAUCCCAACACUAGUGCACUGCUGCAGGGAAGAAACAACUACCCACCAGGUUUCAACUCGUCAGUCUUGUCACCAAAAGGUGGAAGUAUGACACCUAAUAUAUCAACAACACCUUCGCAAUCAAGUAAUAGUGCUAACACGAGUGGGAUCAAUGCUGAUCUACUAGAUUUACUAUGA
Molecule: messenger RNA, 2691 nt
Organism: Lodderomyces theae
Lineage: Eukaryota; Fungi; Ascomycota; Pichiomycetes; Serinales; Debaryomycetaceae
Exons: 1
Coding region: 1-2691 (896 amino acids)
Biological process (GO): protein phosphorylation
Molecular function (GO): ATP binding; protein kinase activity
Source: RefSeq, a predicted model, not a curated record